UUUUUUUUUUUUUUGCUCAUCAUGUCGUCAACCAGCCGGGCAUUCAUUCGUGCUGCCACCGCUGCUACUACUACAGCACUGAGACAACAAAGGCUCAUACCUCAUAAUCGUCGCUCUCUACUGACCCUUACAGGAGCUGUCCGAUCUAUUCAACAACAACAACCUUGGUUCAAACAACAUUAUCGUCCUUACACCACGACUAAUGCUACCGGAACAAGAGCCACUGUUGAUGAAUCUAUCACUCCUUUUACUGAAUCCAUCUUGCAUACUACACGUAUCUUCAGAAACCUUUUCCUCGUCACUGUGUCUACUAUUGGCUUCGGUUUAUUUGUAUGGUCCGGCACACAUGCUUAUAUAGAACAAUAUAAAUGUCCUUCCCCUUCUGGUGUAUCCUCUCAAGUUCAACAAUGCCUUCAUGGAGCUUGGGUCCGUGAAGAGUACUCUCCAGAUUCUGAUAUUGCGGAAGUAUAUCUUCAAAGGGCUUUAGAGCUGACCAGAAAAGAUCUAGAAGAUCUUUACAAGAAAAAACCACUGACAGAUCAACGUCAUCAUGUCGACAAUGAUGGCUGGUUUCCAGAGAUUGAAAAAGAUAAAGCUCUAGUCGAGAUCCAUAAUCGAUUGGCCAGACUCUAUGGAAGGAUUGGACAGGAUGAACGGGCGGCCACCAUUUGGACGCGAUUAUGGAAGUUGGCUGGGAAACAAUUUCCCCAAUCAACUACAGCCUCAGAUUCAACUUCAGCCUCAUUCUUUGGAAAUCUGUUUGGACGUUCUACUUCAAAUCGAUCCAUGAUCGCUCCACAGGAUGGUAUUCCGUUUGCAAAACUUGCAGCAACCUGCUGGAUGCGCAUGGGCGAAUACGAUCUUGCAGAGGAAGCCCUUAGUUGGGCGUUGAGCACGGUGACUGCAUCCAAACAGGACGAUAAAGAUAAUGCAUCGAUCGAUGAAAUUGGACUACUAUCCACUCUGGGUGCAUUAUAUGUACAUCAGUCAAAAUUUGAAUAUGCAUUAUCGCUUUUCGUGAAGGCAUUACAAAUGGUUCAGAAACAUCGCGCAGACGUGGGCAAUAUUGCUUCAGAUACCCCAUCCACCAAGAAUAUGUGGUAUUGCCGUGAGGCCAUCUUGAUGAACAGUAUCGGAGAAACUCUCUACGGCGCUGCGACCACGACUACCGCUACUGCCGAUAGCAGAUCAAAACCAGAAACAAAGAGCAAGGUUGAGGAGCAGCCCAUACAGCAAAACAAGUCCUCAUCAUGGAAUUUUUGGGCAUCCUCAUCAUCAUCACCAUCUACGUCAUCGUCAUCUUCUCCAGAGUCUAAAGCAACAGCUGCUAAGGCUAUCAAAUCAUUGGAGCAGAAGCAAAAGGAGGAAGAGGCUCUGGGCUGGGUGCAGAAAGCAGUUGCAAUGGCCAAGGAAAAGAGUGGACAACAUCGAGAUUGUGACGAAUGUGCAGCCUUGGGUCUCAACACUCUAGGUUUGAUUCAUGAGAUGGAGGGAGAUGUAGACGUAGCAUUGGCACAGUUCAGGGAGGCAGUUGUAUAUGCCACCAAAGCAGAUGACUAUGUUGGGUUAGAAGACUAUAACAAGAAUGUUAUUCGAUUGACAGACAAAAUCGCUUCUGUUUCUGAAUCUACGAUGCCACUGUCAUCAUCAAAUCCAGCUUUAUCAACAACUGCAUUACCAUCGUCACUAUCAACAUCAAAGUCAUAAGCUAUUUAAAUAGCCGUUCAAAAAAAGCUAAUAGCGAAAUAAAUGCAAACAUCGAAAGGGAC
Lobosporangium transversale is the source of this 1769-nucleotide messenger RNA. RefSeq lists its product as hypothetical. The transcript has 2 exons. The record is from RefSeq and is a predicted model, not a curated record. Gene Ontology annotation, molecular function: protein binding. Bases 22 to 1707 code for a protein of 561 amino acids. Lineage: Eukaryota; Fungi; Mortierellomycota; Mortierellomycetes; Mortierellales; Mortierellaceae.